Molecule: messenger RNA, 1500 nt
Organism: Linnemannia hyalina
Lineage: Eukaryota; Fungi; Mortierellomycota; Mortierellomycetes; Mortierellales; Mortierellaceae
Source: the annotation of a GenBank genome assembly
AUGUCUACAGCAACAGGUCAACCAGGUGCAGCAACAACUACAACAGCAGCGGCUCCCUCGCUCCCAGGAAUGAUGAUGAUGGACCCUAGCGACCCAUCGAUGCAACUUUUCAAUCCGUCCGAGCAACGCUACUUUUCAGAAUUCCUCGACACCCUGGUCGUCGACCAGGAUUUCACCUUUGACCCGAGCGCGAUACCCAACCUGCCCAACCUGCCCCUGUUCUCUCAGGAUGUUGUUAUGCCCGGUGGAUUUAAUAUGGAUGUCAAUGCACCUUUUCGGAUGCCUUCAUUACCUGGCGGGGUGCCGCAGCAACAACAGCAGGCGCCACAGCUUCCUUCGCAACAGACCCCCAUGGACUAUGAUAUGAGCAACCCCACCGCAUUUAAUGACAAGCAGCAGGCAUCUGUAUAUACCCAACAUCCUAUUUCCGUCCCUGCCAAACGUUCAAAGACCAACAAAGGUGGUCCCUCUACCUCCUCUUCUAUCGACAAUCCUGCUCGCAGAGGCACCCCUUCCUCUUCAAGACCCUCCUCUCUCGAUGCACAUGCCUCUGUGCAGGACCCUACCGGUACCAGGAUAGCGACACCAAUCCAACAACUGUCCAAGCUCUCCCUCAACCAGUCUGUGGCAGCGGCGGCAGCAGCAGCAGUGACCACAUCUUCGACCAAAGCCAAAAAGAACAAGCGCGAGGAGGACGAUCCCGCUGGAAGCAGCAACAAUAGCCAACGCUCGCCAACGGCUCGCUCACAACCUUAUAAUUCUCAACAGUCGACUCACCAACAACGCCGACAACAGAAGGAGGGCAGCCGUGACCGGAAUACAUCCAUGUCGGAUGACGAUGCCGAUGGCGGCUCUGACUCAACUGCUGCUCCUAUGGCCUCGACCUCGGCCUCUACUGGCGCUGGCGUUCCGGCUGCUAUGACGCCGAAGCGCAAACCUUACAAGGAGCUCUUGACGGAGGAAGAGAAGCGGGCAAACCAUAUUGCAUCUGAGCAGAAACGACGCAACACCAUCCGCAACGGGUUCAAGGACAUGACCGACAUCAUCCCGGACCUCAAGGACGUUAACAGUUCUAAGUCGACCAUUUUGUUCAAGGCUGUCGACUUUAUCAAGCAUCUCGAACGAAGGAAUCGUAUCCUGCAGGAGAAGGCGACUUUGCUCGAGUCUAGAUUGCUCAUGCAGAAGGGUGUUGGACACCCACAGAUUCAGUCUCAGGCACAGGCUCAUCAACAACAGCAACAUCACCAUAACCAGGCUCACGCACAACAGCAACUUUCCUCUCCCUAUCGGACAUCCCAAUACGACCACUCCCCCCACCAACAAUCCCAACAGCAGCCUCAACACACACAGCAACAUCAUCAUCAACAACAGCACUCGCAUUAUAACCAGCAGCAGCACCGUAACCAACAACAACAACAACCAUCAUACCAUACCUCGGGUCUUGAGGACAAGCGGCUACAGGAGAUCCCCAACAUUUACCCUGUCUCCAUGAGUCGAUAG